Molecule: messenger RNA, 2290 nt
Organism: Alligator mississippiensis (American alligator)
Lineage: Eukaryota; Metazoa; Chordata; Crocodylia; Alligatoridae
Product: D(4) dopamine receptor
Exons: 2
Coding region: 16-1254 (412 amino acids)
Biological process (GO): G protein-coupled receptor signaling pathway
Cellular component (GO): membrane
Molecular function (GO): G protein-coupled receptor activity
Source: RefSeq, a predicted model, not a curated record
CCUGCCCCCGCCGCCAUGCCCCGGCCCCCGCCCCCGCCCCCGCUGCUCCUGGCGCUGCUCGUGGCCUCGUGCGCGGCGCGGGGCGGGGGGGAGGCGGCGGCGGGGCGCGAGGGCGCGAGCCGCGCGCUGAAGGUCGGCAUCAUCUGCGCGCUGGGGGCGCUGGUGAUGCUGAGCAACGGGGCCGUGCUGGCCGUGGCGGCCUCGGAGGUGUCGGGCUGGAGCCGCAGCAGCCGCCUGGUGUUGCUGUCGCUGGCGGCGGCCGACGCAGCGCUGGCGCUGCUGGUGGUGCCGCUCAACUUGUACGGCGGCCUGGUGCAGGCCGCGGCCGAGCCCCGGGCUGGAGUGGCGGCGGGCGCCGGGGGCGGCCGGGUCACGGCGCCACGCGAGGCCGAGGCUCCAGGCGCGGCCUACUCGGAAGCGUACUGCCGGGCCGUGGCCUACGUCACUUCCAGCGUGUUCGGCGCGGCGCUCUAUUCGCUGGCGGGAGUGUCGCUAGAGCGCUACGUCGCCGUCUUCUUCCCGCUGCGCUACGGGUGCCUGCUGCGGCCACGCCGCGUCGCGCUGCUCAUCGCGGCCGCCUGGCUGGGCCCGGCGCUGCUGCUGCUGCCCGUGGCGCUGCCGGGCCGCGCCGCCGUGCUGCGCGUGCGCUUCUCCUCGGCCGCGCUGCUCUGCGAGCCCGACUACGCCUCCAACGCCGUCUACUCCGCGUUGCUGGCCGCCGCCAUCUUUUGUCCCGCCGCGGCCACCGUCACCUUCGCCAACCUGCGCCUCUGGCAGGCGGCGCGCUCGCAGCGCAGGCGCGGGGCGGCCGCCGGAGGGGCGGGGCUCCAGAGGCUCCGCCCCCGGCGGCUGGACGCCGCCUCCCGGGUCCUAGCGCCCGUCGUGAUCGCCUUCUACGUCUGCUGGGCGCCCUGCAUGGGCACCAUCCUCUACAACGCCAUCACGCGAGACCGUGUCCCCGAGUGGGUGGAGUUCGUGGCCCUGUGGCUGCCUAUUGGCAGCGGCUUCCUCAACUGCUUCGUCUACUUCUGGACCAACCGGAGCUUCCGGCACAAGUGGCGGAGGCUGACGCGGGAGCUCUGCGGGCCCUGCCGCGGUGGCGGGGCCGGGAGGCAGCCAGGGCCAGCCGGGCCCCGGACCCUCAGCGCCGCAGUGGAGAGGCGCGACGGGCAGCGGGGCUUCUCCCCGGAGCCUUCCUGCAGCGCGUCUUCUGCCAGCAUCCUCUUGCCCCUGGAAACGCGGACCGCGGUGUAAGCUGCUCAGGUGCCCAUGGACAGCUGCAGCCAGACGGGCGUUCUUGGCCCGGGGCUGCACGUGGAGGGCAGCUCUGGACAGGGCCGUGAGCAUUUGACAUGGAGGGACCGGGCUCCCACACCUGGAGCUGCCCCAGGAUGGGGGGUACGUUGUCUCCUCCUGCAGCACUCUCAGGUGCUACCGCUCUGUGGUGCAUUGCCCUUCUCCGUGCACCAGGCUAAGAUCCUGCCACCGCCUCCUCCCUCCUGGGGCCGUGAGCGCUGGAGGAGCCAGGCCCACUCUGGGCCUUUGAGAGCUCUGCCGCCCUGCAGCAUCCUGCUGUCCCCCUCCCCACUGUUUCACCUGCCGGUCCCUGUGGUCUUUUAGAGGCACUUUUAGUUCAACGGGAAUCGCGCCGGCUGCAUCUGAGCAGCCUGGGAGGGAUGGAGCAGCGUCCUUGGAGCCCGCACCCCCGACCGGUGCCCACCUGGCUGCCCGCGGCCCCCUCUGAGGUCUGCCUGGGGGUCCCAGCUGGGAAGAAUGACCCCUGCUGCAGACGCUGCCUUCCCGCACUUCACUGGCUGCUCCCCAGUUACUCGUCUAGAAGUGAACAAGGCUGUUUAACAGAGGAGCUCCGGAGACACCUUCGCCCCAUGUCUGAGAGAGAAACCCGGGACUAGACCCCCAGGACUAUGGGAUGGCAGCAAUGCCCGCCGCAGCUUGUCCACCCUGUUGCAAGGUGACUUCCCCCAGCCUCAUCCAGAGAGGCAACAGGGGCUGCGACUCUUCACCCUGCUGCGACCUCUCAGGGACGCCCGGAGGCUGCAUUAAUCAGCUCUAGGCAGUGACUGCAGCCAGGGGACAAUGAGCGCGGAGCCGGCUGAGCGGGCAAUGAACCCAGCCUGCUUCGCAGGUACCUGCUUUUAUUGCCUUACCUCUUACCUGGGGCUGGCUGGAGCUCAGGGCUCCCCAUCCUCUCCCUUCCCCCUUGCACACAGCCAGGCGGGGCAGAUGAUUUAAUGGUGACUCAGUGUAAAUAAAGAUGUAAUUGCUUUCA